This is a messenger RNA of Phacochoerus africanus (Common warthog), 2637 nucleotides long. It is a transcript of the gene ATP6V1B1, whose product is annotated as ATPase H+ transporting V1 subunit B1. Gene Ontology annotation, cellular component: proton-transporting V-type ATPase, V1 domain. The transcript is spliced from 14 exons. The record is from RefSeq and is a predicted model, not a curated record. Gene Ontology annotation, biological process: ATP metabolic process; proton transmembrane transport. NCBI's taxonomy places the organism in Eukaryota, Metazoa, Chordata, Mammalia, Artiodactyla, Suidae. The coding region runs from base 108 to 1655 and encodes 515 amino acids. Gene Ontology annotation, molecular function: ATP binding; proton-transporting ATPase activity, rotational mechanism.
GGAGGGCGGAAGGGAGGGGUGGCCGCAGGGGGAGGCUAGCCGGCUCUCUCCAGCUCCAGCUUGGCAGAAGGGUUGGAGGCGCUGGCACUCGGCUCAGCCACCUCGCCAUGGCCAUGAAGGUAGACAGUAGGCCCGGGGGGCUCCCCAGCAGUGGCUCCCACCCGGGCACCACCCGAGAGCACGUGCAGGCGGUCACCCGAAACUACAUCACCCACCCCCGCAUCACCUACAGGACCGUGUGCAGCGUCAAUGGGCCCCUGGUGGUGCUGGACCACGUCAAGUUUGCCCAGUAUGCUGAGAUCGUUAACUUCACCCUCCCCAAUGGGACUCAGAGGAGCGGGCAGGUGCUUGAGGUGUCUGGGACCAAGGCCAUUGUUCAGGUGUUUGAAGGGACUUCUGGGAUCGAUGCCCAGAAGACCACCUGCGAAUUCACAGGGGACAUCCUACGGACUCCAGUGUCAGAGGACAUGCUGGGCCGGGUCUUCAAUGGCUCGGGGAAACCCAUUGACAACGGGCCAGUGGUCAUGGCGGAGGACUUCCUGGACAUCAAUGGCCAGCCCAUCAACCCCCACGACCGCAUCUACCCAGAGGAGAUGAUUCAGACGGGCAUCUCGCCCAUUGACGUCAUGAACAGCAUCGCCCGUGGUCAGAAGAUCCCCAUCUUCUCAGCAGCUGGGCUGCCCCACAACGAGAUCGCCGCCCAGAUCUGCCGCCAGGCUGGGCUGGUGAAGAAGUCCAAGGCCGUGCUGGACUAUGAUGAUGACAACUUUGCCAUCGUCUUUGCAGCCAUGGGGGUGAAUAUGGAGACAGCCAGGUUCUUCAAGUCCGACUUCGAGGAGAACGGUACCAUGGGCAACGUCUGCCUCUUCCUGAACUUGGCCAACGACCCCACGAUCGAGCGGAUCAUCACCCCGCGCCUGGCACUGACCACGGCUGAAUUCCUCGCCUACCAGUGUGAGAAGCACGUGCUGGUCAUACUGACAGACAUGAGCUCCUACGCAGAGGCCCUGCGGGAGGUCUCAGCUGCCAGAGAGGAGGUGCCCGGGCGCAGAGGCUUCCCCGGGUACAUGUACACAGACCUGGCCACCAUCUACGAGCGGGCAGGCCGAGUGGAGGGCCGGGGCGGGUCCAUCACUCAGAUCCCCAUCCUCACCAUGCCCAAUGACGAUAUCACCCACCCCAUCCCAGACCUGACGGGCUUCAUCACAGAGGGACAGAUCUACGUGGACCGACAGCUUCAUAACAGACAGAUCUACCCCCCCAUCAACGUGCUCCCUUCUCUGUCGCGGCUGAUGAAGUCUGCCAUUGGGGAGGGCAUGACCAGAAAGGACCACGGAGAUGUCUCCAACCAGCUGUACGCCUGCUACGCCAUUGGGAAGGACGUGCAGGCCAUGAAGGCAGUGGUCGGGGAGGAGGCGCUUACUUCCGAGGACCUGCUCUACCUGGAAUUCCUGCAGAAGUUUGAGAGGAACUUCAUCAACCAGGGUCCCUAUGAGAAACGCUCGGUGUUCGAGUCUUUGGACCUGGGCUGGAAGCUGUUGCGCAUCUUCCCCAAGGAGAUGCUGAAGCGCAUCCCGCAGAGCAUGAUCGACGAAUUCUACUCCCGCGAGGGGGCGCCCCAGGACCCCGAGCCGGAGCCCGACACUGCGCUUUAGCGCGGUGGGCAUCCUGGCCCAGGAGCACAGUCCUGGGACCGCCCUUGGCGUGCGCCCUUCUCUACACGCCUUGCGCUAUUCUCGUGAUCCACACGCCUUAAUCAAUCGCUCUGUGCCCACUCUUAGCCCCCCGCCGGCUAUGGGGGGGGUGCUCCCACGCUCCUGUCCUCUCCCUGGAUUCCCUGAACUGGGAAACAGACGGUUAAGCCUGUAUUCUCUGUCAUGUUCUGAUAGGAAAAUUUGACUUUUAACCAUCCACCCCCACCCCCCAAUCAGAAUUUAUCUUAGGUGAAAACUGAAUUGGCAAAACACUGACAUUUGUUGGAGCUGAGGGUGAUGGAUACAUGAGGUCCAUUAAAUUAUUCUCUCCACCUUGAAAAAAAAAAAAAAAAGCCACAAUAGUGUCUGAGCAGCUGACAAGAGAAUUCUUCUUAGGAGGAUAUUUAUCUUUGCUUUAAAAAUAUCUUGAUACAUUUCUUGAGUGGAAUGUGAGCUCAGGGGCCACAGAAAGGACAAUCUCAAGGCCACAAAAGAGAUGUCUGACUUUAAACAGCUCUGCCUAAGAGAUGCUAGGAAGGAAUUUGGUUUGCUUCGGACAGGGAGCAGCAAGGGGAGUUGCUGGGGAGAGAGCCUGGGGAACACAGGGGCUGUGUGUGCAAGGUGGAGGGUAAAGGGCACCCUAACAAGCAGGACACCUGAUGUUCCUUUGAAAGCUGUCUGCUCUCUCUGCCCCAACUACAUUGAAGUCACCAGUGCUUCAGUGCUUCCUAAGACGCAGGGCAGGUUGGGAGAUAGAAAUUCAGCAAAAGACUGUGUUCCAUUUCUCUGUCCGUGUUGUGAAACCAGGCCAGAAUUCUUAGAUUGACAGCUGACACCAAAGGAGGUCCUGAGAAUAAAAUUUCCAUCCCUAAGACAAUUUACAGCCACUUUAGGGAAAGCUUUUUUUUUUUUCCUUUUCUUUUCUUUUUAGGGUGGAACCCAU